AUGUCAACAACACAUACAACAAAUAACACCCCAGCUUCUGCCCAAAAGAAGUCCGCCGAUAUCAAAUGCGUCCAAACCACCAAGGGAUGGGUCUGCGCUCUUUGCUUCCCUCUGGGACAUCCUAGUCGCGCUCUUGAGCGUGUUAUGAACCUUGCUGAGCUCAGAAUUCAUGCUACUGGGAAUCAUUAUGCUUCUCUCGGACAAGACGAAUGGGAUAACUAUGUCAAAAAUUCUGUUUACUUCGAGGCACAGUUCAGAAACCAAAGCAGUCUUGGUUUGAACAAUGGUGUCAUGCAUGGUCCUCCUACCCUUUCUUCCCAAAAGACACCUACCAACAAAGCCGGUGUUCUCAAGCGCACAUACGUUCAGAAUGCUAAGUCUGCUGCCUCCGAGUCUGCAUUUGAUCUCAUGGAAACCAUGAUCAAUUUCCAUCCUAUCGACAGCAACAGUGCCACUAACUAUGCCUCACCAACCGCUCCACUGUCCGAAAUCGGUCACUCUAGCGACCCAUAUGCAUAUCUUCAAUUCAGUAUGGCUCCACGAGAUAAGUCUGAGAUUAUCUUAUCACCAAACACACCAUCUCGCAAGAAGACCGCCACUCCCAAGAACCCUCUUCGUCAAAGAUUGAGUGAAAAUCCUUCGUUCGAAUCCGCGAUCUCUGUUCACGGCCUCGCUAAAGUCCAAGCUGCUGGUAACAUUGGCCUUCAACGAUAUCUCGAUCGACAAGCUCGUGGUCUUCCUCGCACAUCCAACAUCCCUCUUCAAUUCGCUCCGACUCCUCGCAACGGUACCAUGGAUCUUCCUCUUACUGCUGCAAACUAUGUUGCCGCUGGUAUGCCAAAUACUAAUAUGGAUAAGGUCACUAGACGUACCAAGAAGGUUGAUCGUCGUCGUCAAGGAUCUAAUUCUGUCGAUAUUACUCAUGCUACUGGAGUCAACAAUCCUCAGUUAAUUAACAAUGCCACGACCAACACCUCGCUCAAUAUAUUUGGUGUUCCGGCUACCAUCUUCGGCCAAGCUCCCGGGGCUGCUUAUGAAUCUCAUACAUACAAAUCUAUCUAUGCAGACGCUCCUCCGCAAAAUCAGCUCCCACUUCCCGAGCUUUCUCUUCCCGGCCUCUCUUUUGCAGAUCAAUCAGUCAACAAUAUUGAUCUCGAUAACAUUUGCGAAUCUUUCGACUUCAACGCAUACAUGGCAGAUCCCAACUGCGCCUUUGGCAACGAUCCAGCCGUUGAAAAUACAGCUCCACAACAAAAUGGCGAUAGCAUCGACGACUUCUUCACCUGGGCUGGCAUUCCAAACCAAAAUGUAGCCCCCUUGAACGAUACUGAGAAAUUUGGUGCCGAUUUCUUCAACAUCGCUGAUGUCGCUAACACGGAUAGUUCUGAAAUCGAUGCUAUGUUGGGUUAUGGUAAUUCCUCUUCUCCUCAGAGUAAUGACAAUAACUUUACGAUCUUCAAGGCCACUUCUUUUGAGUAUGGUCCUGCUGGUGUUCAAGUCUUGAAGGAUGCUGAAGCAAUGAUUUCCGCUCACUCAUCUUUAUCUGGAGCUGGCUCAACUGCUUCUGUUUAUUCGUCAACUGGUUCGACCCCUUCUUCUGGUAUCACCAAAGCUUCUCCACAGGUUACCGAGACUCUUUCCGGUGCUGCUGCUCCAGAUAUGGCUACUGUUCCACUUUCUAUACAAGAGCUGGAAGCUGCCAAUCAAGCAUUAACACAAGAGCUCGCAUUGCAAAAGGGAUUGCACCAAGCAGAUGUUAGACGUCGCAAGCUUGAGGAAAAGAAGGCUAUCCAACGCCGCGAAGAUGAAGCUCGGAUCAAGAAGAAGACCGAUGCUCGAUACCAGAGAUUGAAGGAUCAGAGAAAGGCCAAUGAAGUUCUGACAAAGCAAUUGGAGGACCAAAAGAACACCAACGAUGGUUUGAGAAAGCUGCUGGCACAGGAAAAGACCUCGCGGGAGGAAGAUAAGGAACGCCACAAUGCUGAGUUCAAAGCCCAGACUGAGCUUGUUACUCGAGCCAAUGCCAUCAUUUCGCGACAAAUUUCGGAGAUCGAUAUGCAGAAGAGAAAAAUUCGUCAGAAGGCAAAAGUAGCUACUACUAUUACCACCAGAGAGGCUGAAGUCAUGCGAGCUCCCGUCAUACAGAAGCCUACUAUCGACAGAAGAAAGCUUCUCGCCGCCAAGAAACCCGUUGCUUUCAUCCAAGCACCCGAAAAGCGAGUCUCGGCCUACGAUCAAGGUAGAAAGACGACUCGCCCUUCCAAUGUCGCUGCCGCGAUUAAUUCAACUCGGGCUUUGAAUUCCAGAAAGCGAGCUGCUCCUGAAACACCAGCUGUUUCUUCUACUAGGGAACAUGUCAUCAAGAAGGCACGGAUUACUAUUGCAGGCGAUGCACCAAAAAAGUCUGUUCCAGAUGGCAAAGGAGGAUAUGUUUGGAGUAAUAAGUUCGAUACUUCCGAUAAGCUUGUGGGUGAAGAAAAGAAGAAGACGGAGGCGGAGCACGAUAAGGAGUGGUUGAGGAUUAUGAAUGAGCAUACGGAUAAUAAAGUUCCUGGCAACUUGUUGGGUAUUCGAGGUCAUCUUCCUGAUGCUAAGCGUUUUAAUGAUCGCGGACGUUUCCGAAGGAAUUGA
Messenger RNA from Botrytis sinoallii, 2631 nucleotides. RefSeq lists its product as uncharacterized. The coding region runs from base 1 to 2631 and encodes 876 amino acids. The record is from RefSeq and is a predicted model, not a curated record. NCBI's taxonomy places the organism in Eukaryota, Fungi, Ascomycota, Leotiomycetes, Helotiales, Sclerotiniaceae. The transcript has 2 exons.